AUGAUCCCCUCCAACCUCUCCACCACUUUCCUCGCUCUCCUCGCCCUCCUCGCUCUCCUCGCCCUCCCUUCCGCCCACGCCUGGGGCACCCUCGGCCACACGACCGUCGCCCUAAUCGCGCAAAACUUCCUCCACCCCACCACCAUCGCCUACACCCAGCGUCUCCUGAACGACAGCACGCCCACCUACCUCGCCAACCACGCCACCUGGGCCGACUCCUACCGCUCGACCGCCGAAGGCGCCUUCACGUCCGUCUUCCACUACAUCGACGCGCUGGACGCGCCGCCGCACUCCUGCGAGGUGAUCUACGAGCGGGACUGCCCGGAGGAGGGCUGCAUUGUCAGCGCGUUGGCGAACUACACCGAGCGCGUGCGCGAUGAGGAGCUCGGGUGGGACGACAGGAACAAAGCGCUGAAGAUGAUCAUCCACUUCACGGGGGACAUCCACCAGCCGCUACACACGGAGAACACGGCUGUGGGCGGGAACAGGAUCAACACGACCUUUGACGGGCGCGCGGGGAAUCUGCAUCGGGUGUGGGAUAGCAGUAUCAUCGAGAGGCUGGUAGGAGGGUUCAAUAUGAGUUUUGCGCAGGCGUGGGCGUUUAACCUCACGACGGAGAUUAAGCACGGGGAGUAUAGGAGCCGGAGGAGGGGGUGGCUUAAGGGGAUGGAGCUUGAGCAGCCGGUUGGGACGGCGAUGGUGUGGGCGAACGAUGCGAAUGAUGAUGUUUGUACCACUGUGCUGCCGGGUGGGAUGGAGGAUGUUGAAGGCAAGGAGCUGGGAGGGACGUAUUAUCAGUCUGCUGUUCCGGCCGUGAAGAGUGAGGUUGCUAAAGCUGGAUACCGUCUUGCUGCCUGGUUGAACCUCAUUGCUACUGGACAGAGCAGACUGCCCAAGGGUCCGAAAAUGCACAAACGCAAUCCUCAGCCCGCCAACGUCUUGCCGGGGCAGGAGUUCGAGUGGACUGCGGCGAUGCUCGAGAAGAGACUUGCUGUGAGAGCUGCUAGGGCGGAGGCUGAACUCCAUGGCCAUGAGUGCUGA
This is a messenger RNA of Coniosporium apollinis CBS 100218, 1041 nucleotides long. RefSeq lists its product as uncharacterized. The transcript has 2 exons. Bases 1 to 1041 code for a protein of 346 amino acids. Gene Ontology annotation, biological process: DNA catabolic process. Lineage: Eukaryota; Fungi; Ascomycota; Dothideomycetes. Gene Ontology annotation, molecular function: nucleic acid binding; endonuclease activity. The record is from RefSeq and is a predicted model, not a curated record.